UUAUCGUAUAAAAAGAUAUAAAAUAAAUUGAUAAAUUUAUUCAAUCGACUGUCUGGCAAUCCGUUUAUUAAUAACACAACGUUUCGACCAUUAAUUUUGGUCCUCUUCAGGUGUACAUAAGAUGUUAAAUUACGGCAUAACAGUUUAUAAAAUUUCGGACCAGCAAAGAUAAAACAUGUUAUGUCAAAAUUCUUAAAGUGAUAUUUAGAUAUAAAAUAUAAAAUACUUUUUACGUACAAUCUCCAAAGACUGAAGAAGUACAAGACUUUAAGAAAUUGAACAGUUAUAACCACAAGAAUGUUAAUUAUUAUAUUAUUAUUACUUAUUCCUGUGGUAUAUUUGGCGUGUCAUUAUUACGUGCACAAUGGACGAUUAUUCCAUAAAAUACCAGGACCGUCAAGUUAUCCAAUUAUUGGUCAUUUAUUAUUAGCGCUAUGUUCACGAGAGAAGCUCUGGGAAUUUUUAAUUACUUUUUCUGUUCAAUAUUAUCCUAUUUUUAAAGUGUGGAUCUUUCUUUAUGGUAUUGUAUCUAUUCGACAUCCUGAUGACUUGGAGACAAUACUAAGCAGUACAAGAGACAUCGAUAAGAGUCGAAUAUAUGAGAUGUUACAUCCUUGGUUAGGAAUGGGUCUUCUUACUAGUGGAGGCUCCAAGUGGCAUUCACGGCGAAAGAUAUUAACUCCCACAUUCCAUUUUAAUAUAUUAAAGCAAUUUGUCGAAAUUUUAGUCAAAGAGGGCGAAAGUAUGACAAGAUCAUUAAAAAAUUCGGGAGGCAUUGUUACAAAAGAUUUAGUACCGUUUAUUAGUGAACAUACAUUGAACGCAAUAUGUGAAACUGCCAUGGGCACUUCUCUACAAGGAAUGGGUGCAUUUCAGCAACAGUAUCGAAAAGCGGUUCACAGAAUGGGGGAAAUUUGUGUUUAUAGAUUUUUUAGGCCAUGGUUGUACGCCGACUGGAUAUUCUCAUUAUCACCAACGGGUAGAGAACAAAAACAGAUCCUGAAGGUAUUACACGGAUUUACUGAAAAGAUUAUUGCAGAAAGAAAAGAUUAUCAUAGAAGCACCAAUGGGCAAUAUUUGAGAAAUUUUGACGAAGAAACAAUGGUAGAUGAUGAAAAGACUACUAAUACAAUUCGAAAAAAACGACUCGCAAUGUUGGAUCUUUUAAUACUGGCAUCUCAAAAAAAUCUUUUAACUGAUUUGGAUAUUAGAGAGGAAGUCGAUACUUUUACAUUUGAGGGUCAUGAUACUGUAUCAAUGGGUCUUUGUUUUACGUUAUGUCUGUUGGCCGAACACAAAGAUAUACAGAAUUGUGUUCGAAAAGAAGUUGAUACUAUUAUGAAGGAGAAUCAAGGAAAUCUUACCAUGCAGUCCCUGCAAGAUCUGCAAUAUUUGGAGAGAUGUAUAAAAGAAGCAUUGCGUAUGUACCCAAGUGUGUUUUUCGUAUCCCGAGUUAAUUCAGAAGAUGUACAAUUAAACUCUUAUAUAAUACCCGCCAGAACAAUAAUACAUCUGAAUAUAUUAGAAGUUCACAGAGAUCCUAAUUUUUGGCCAAAUCCAGAAAUAUUUGAUCCAGAUCGAUUCUUACCUGAAAAUAUAAGAAAUCGUCAUCCUUAUUCAUAUAUACCAUUCAGUGCUGGACCGCGUAAUUGUAUCGGUCAACGAUUUGCUCUAUUAGAGAUGAAGGCAAUGAUAGCCUCUCUGAUUCACAACUUCUACGUAGAGCCAGUGGAUUAUUUAAAAGAUCUUCGAACGGGAAUUGAUUUUGUGUAUCGCCCUUUAACUCCGCAUCGUUUAAAGUUUAUCCCAGUCGCUAAAGAAUGCAUAUAGAUAUUUAGAAACAAUUCAAAUUUCAAAAAAAGACAAAAAUUAUUAAUGACCCAACAUUGUUCACUAUGUUUAGCCGUAUAUAAGUACUCGAUUAUUGGAUCGAAGUUAAUCACUCCAGAAUAUUUCCAUUAUUCAUAUACUUGGUUGGUAAAGGUCACAAUUAUCGCGCCAACAUUAGAGACUUGGCGACUAUAAAUGUUGAGUUAGUUUUAGGCCAAUAAUAAAAAUCUACAGAAAAUUUUU
Messenger RNA from Monomorium pharaonis (pharaoh ant), 2073 nucleotides. Its product is annotated as cytochrome P450 4C1. The record is from RefSeq and is a predicted model, not a curated record. The coding region runs from base 298 to 1830 and encodes 510 amino acids. Gene Ontology annotation, molecular function: oxidoreductase activity, acting on paired donors, with incorporation or reduction of molecular oxygen; monooxygenase activity; iron ion binding. The transcript is spliced from 12 exons. NCBI's taxonomy places the organism in Eukaryota, Metazoa, Arthropoda, Insecta, Hymenoptera, Formicidae.